ACUCCCUCCGCGAUACGUUCCUUGUUAUCGAUAGCCUGGCAGGAGCCCGUGCUGCUGGAAGUCACACUGGUUGGCUCUCUCGUUUCUGCAGCUUCCUCAUCCACCCUUCGCCACUCUUCUUCUGCAGCUUGCUGACUUCCGCCAUGGCUUCAGCUUCUUCGCUGCGCUCGCUGCUUCGCCCAGCACGGGCGACAGCAAUGAGCAGAGCAUCGAUGUCUCUCCGCUCGUCGAUUGCGUCUUCUCGCUCUGUCCACAUCACUGCGGAUGCUUCCUCGGCCGACCCGUCCAGCAUUCCAGAGUCCCAGUCAGACGCAUUCAAGGUCCAGCUCUCCCCAGACUCUUUCAAAGAGUACCGGUUGGAUGGGUACGGAGGUGGCCCCGCACUCGAGUACGAGACUUCCAAGGAGAAGCUCGUGUGGAUGUACGAGAGCAUGGUCAAGAUGCGCAGGAUGGAAAUGGCUGCAGACAGCCUAUACAAGCAAAAGCUCAUUCGCGGGUUUUGUCACUUGGCCAUCGGUCAGGAAGCCGUUGCCAUCGGCAUGGAGGCCUCCAUGAAGGCGGAAGACAAGCUGAUCACAGCAUACCGCUGCCACCCUUUCACCGUCAUGCGUGGCGGUUCGAUCAAGUCUGUCAUUGCCGAGCUUUUCGGUCGCGAAGCGGGCAUUAGCAAGGGUAAAGGUGGAUCGAUGCACAUGUUCACGCCCACUUUCUUUGGCGGCAAUGGUAUCGUCGGUGCGCAAGUCCCAGUUGGAGCUGGUCUUGCUUUUGCGCAAAAGUACAACGGCGACAAGAACGCGGUCUUCGCCAUGUAUGGAGACGGUGCUUCCAACCAGGGUCAAGUUUUCGAGGCGUACAACAUGGCCAAGCUUUGGAACCUUCCCUGCGUCUUCAUUUGCGAGAACAACAAAUACGGUAUGGGCACGCCAGCCGAGCGCAGCAGUAUGAACACUUCCUACUACACCCGUGGCGACGUCAUCCCUGGCCUGCAAGUUAACGCGAUGGAUGUUCUCGCCGUUGCGGCGGCAACCAAGUUCGCGAGCGAGUUUACGCUCUCCGACAAGGGCCCGCUUGUCAUGGAACUCGUCACCUACCGCUAUGGCGGCCACUCGCUCUCGGACCCGGGCACUACCUACCGGACACGUGACGAGAUCCAGGCUAUGCGCUCCUCCUCGGAUCCCAUUCAGGGGCUCAAGUCCAAGAUCCUCGAGUGGGGCGUCAUCGACGAGUCGUCGCUCAAGAAGAUUGACAAGGCCGCCAAGGAAGAGGUGGACCAGGCUGUCGAGGAGGCCAAAAAGAGCGACUGGCCUGCGGAGAAGACGCUGUGGGACGACAUCUACUACCCUGGCAGCGAGCCUGCGUACAUGAGGGGACGCGAGCGCGAGGAGGUUCACUACUACAAGUGAACGCUCGGUGGAGCUUUCGCUGCUUGUCUCUUUGCUGAUGAAGCAUGCAGCCAUAGCCAGAUGUUGCGUGUACUUUUCAUAAUCCGCAUUGCAUACAUCCAGAUCAUUUCGACAGA
This is a messenger RNA of Tilletiaria anomala UBC 951, 1519 nucleotides long. Its product is annotated as putative PDA1-pyruvate dehydrogenase alpha chain precursor. Gene Ontology annotation, biological process: pyruvate decarboxylation to acetyl-CoA. Gene Ontology annotation, cellular component: intracellular membrane-bounded organelle. Gene Ontology annotation, molecular function: pyruvate dehydrogenase (acetyl-transferring) activity. The coding region runs from base 144 to 1403 and encodes 419 amino acids. The transcript has 4 exons. The record is from RefSeq and is a predicted model, not a curated record. Lineage: Eukaryota; Fungi; Basidiomycota; Exobasidiomycetes; Georgefischeriales; Tilletiariaceae.